Molecule: messenger RNA, 619 nt
Organism: Trematomus bernacchii (emerald rockcod)
Lineage: Eukaryota; Metazoa; Chordata; Actinopteri; Perciformes; Nototheniidae
Product: mannose-specific lectin-like
Exons: 3
Coding region: 163-513 (116 amino acids)
Source: RefSeq, a predicted model, not a curated record
UUUUUAUGGAAUAAACAAAGGGCAUAGCAUUCCAUCUCUGCUCCACCUUUUCUUCCCACCCUCGCUAGGUGUAUAAAAGCGGGGUGAUUCCACCGUCAGGCACUUCACUCCUUUUCCUCUGCUUGAAAUCGGACUGGGGCGAAAAACCAUACAACUCUAAUCAUGAGCAGGAACUACCUUUCCAAAGGUGAUGAGCUUCGUAGGGGAGACUCUCUGGUGUCCAACAACGGAGAGUUUAAGGCUGUCUUCCAGGGAGAUGGUAACUUUGUGGUCUAUGGCUGGAAGGCUGUCUGGGCUGCAGACACUGCAGGGUCAGACCCUUUCCGCCUGAUCAUGCAGGAUGACUGCAACCUGGUCAUGUACGACAAGGAUGCUAAAGCCAUGUGGCACACAAACACUCACAAAUCUGACUGUAACUUGUGCCGCCUGCAGCUGACCGAUGACGGCAAACUGGUGGUGAACAAGGAUUGUAUUGAAGUCUGGAACUCUGAUAAAUCCACUGGCAUGAAGUGACUCAAGACGUAUGUGAAAGUCAUGUUUGGAGGUCAAUUUGAGUUACCAGUAAACAUACCUGUUGUGUAACCUGGGAUCAAAUAAAAGCAUUUUUGUUCACAAUGCA